This is a messenger RNA of Brienomyrus brachyistius, 1410 nucleotides long. RefSeq names its product mitochondrial trans-2-enoyl-CoA reductase (gene mecr). Gene Ontology annotation, molecular function: trans-2-enoyl-CoA reductase (NADPH) activity. The record is from RefSeq and is a predicted model, not a curated record. Gene Ontology annotation, cellular component: mitochondrion. Bases 116 to 1312 code for a protein of 398 amino acids. Gene Ontology annotation, biological process: fatty acid metabolic process. The transcript is spliced from 10 exons. NCBI's taxonomy places the organism in Eukaryota, Metazoa, Chordata, Actinopteri, Osteoglossiformes, Mormyridae.
ACAACAAAAAUGGCGUCCAUCCGUGUGGGCUGAUGGUACUCUCAAUUUUUCUCAGAACGUAAUUAUACGGCUUCUUGUUAGAGAGGAAAGUGACAAAUUACCUGACAGCGCGACCAUGGAAGUUCAGCAUCGCCUGAGAUUGCUGUCAAGGAUAAUUGGGAUGAAAGGCCCGGUCAUUUGCAGAGCCAUAGUCACUGCAACGCAACGAUCAGGACUAAGUUACACUGUCGGCAGACGCCUGUCACCGACGUGGAGAAGAGGAGCAUCUGCAGGGUGGUGCAGGUCGUUCUCCGACGCCUCUGCGAGAACUUGCAGAGCGCUGGUUUACAGGAAACAUGGAGAUCCUCCAGAAGUCGUUCAGUCUGAGAACAUGGAGUUGCCCCUUAUGGGUGAAAAAAGUGUCCUUGUGAAAAUGCUGGCUGCUCCAAUCAAUCCUUCUGACAUCAACAUGGUGCAAGGCACGUAUGCCAUCCUGCCAGACCUCCCAGCAGUUGGAGGUAAUGAGGGGGUGGGCCAGGUCUUGGAGGUGGGCAGACAAGUGACAUCUUUAAAGCCAGGUGACUGGGUGAUCCCAAGAGAUGCUGGACUAGGCACAUGGCGCACUACAGCUGUGUUCAAUGAGGCGUCCCUGGCUGAGGUACCCAGAGAUAUUCCUCUGUUGGCAGCAGCCACUCUAGGCGUCAACCCCUGCACGGCCUACAGGAUGCUGUCCGACUUCGAGACCCUGCAACCCGGUGACUCUGUGAUCCAGAACGCUGCCAACAGUGGUGUGGGCCAGGCCGUCAUUCAGAUCGCAGCUGCAAGGGGAAUCCACACCAUCAAUGUCGUCCGGGACCGACCAGACUUCCAGCAGCUGUCUGACAGGCUCCUGGCGAUGGGCGCCAGUCAUGUGAUCAAGGAAGAGACAUUGCGACAACCAGAAAUGAAGGACUUCUUUAAGAAGUGUCCUCGACCCAAGGUGGCGCUGAAUGCAGUGGGCGGAAAGAGCGCAACAGAGCUGCUCCGGCAUUUGCAGGGUGGUGGUACCAUGGUUACCUAUGGUGGAAUGGCAAAGCAGCCAGUCACUGUUCCAGUGAGUUCCCUGAUCUUCAAGGACCUGAAGAUGAGGGGGUUCUGGGUGACCCAGUGGAAGAGGGACCACGCCCACGAUGAAGGGGCACUGCUGGAGAUGUUGGCCCAGCUUGCAGCCCUGAUCCGGAAGGGGAAGCUCACUGCGCCGGCCUGUUCGGAGGUCAGCCUGCAGGACUUCAGGGGAGCGCUGGACCGUGCCAUGCAGCCGUAUAUCUCUGCCAAGCAGAUUCUGGUCAUGUGAUGCCCAACCAACCAAUAGGGAUCUGAUCAUCCUUUCACCCUGAACUAAUUAUUUGACAUUCUAAGUGGAUGGAGGAUAGCAGGCAAAUAUUGUUUUUU